CGAAGAUGACACUAGUAUCUAUCUUCACGGCCGUUGCGGUCCUGGGGCUGUCUGUCGCUGGCACUCCCACUUUCGACAUUACGACUGACCUCGAUAUGUCGAGUCCAUAUGGUACAACGGGUCAGACCAUUCUUGGCGGAUGGCCUAUUGCCGAAGUCUACCACCUCGACAUCGUGAACCGUAAUAUUACACCCGAUGGCUUCACUCGCCAGGCGGUUCUCGCUGGCGGCACAUUCCCAGGCCCCCUCAUCAAGGGGUUCAAGGGCGACAAUUUCCGAAUUCACGUACACAAUUAUCUGACUAAUUCGACCAUGAACAAGACUACCACGGUGCACUGGCAUGGAAUUGACCAGCAUAGGUCGAAUUGGGCUGACGGCGUGGCGAUGGUCACCCAAUGUCCGAUUUCGUCAGGGCAAUCCUUCCUAUACAACUUCAAUGUUCAUGAACAAACUGGCACAUAUUGGUAUCAUAGUCAUCUCGGUCUGCAGUACUGUGAUGGCCUGAGGGGGCCGCUGGUUCUUUACGACCCUCAUGAUCCCCACGGUCAUCUAUACGACUACGACAAUGAGACCACUGUUAUCACCCUGUCCGAUUGGUAUCAUCUUCCUGCAGCGCAAAUCCAACCCCCUUUCAUCCCCGAUUCUAUCCUCAUCAACGGUCUAGGCCGCAUAGAUAACACUAGCGAUCCAUUGACAGUCCUACACGUGCAGAAGGGGCGCCGAUACCGUUUCCGUCUCAUAUCUAUGGCUUGUGACCCGAACUUCACGUUCUCUAUUGAUAACCACACGGUAACCAUCAUCGAGGCCGAUGGGGAAAACACGCAGGCCUUGCCUGGCAUUGAUUCCAUACAGAUCUGGGCCGCACAGCGGUAUUCGUUUGUGCUGGAGGCCAAUCAGCCUGUCGACAACUACUGGAUUCGCGCCUUGGUCGAAGCCGGUGACACAACCCCUCCGGGUCUGGCAAUCCUACGCUACGAGGGUGCAGACGAAAAGGACCCCGAAACCAACCAGACCACGCCUGUUAACCCGCUUUCCGAAGUCAACUUGCACCCGUUGACAGAUCCUGCGGCGCCGCCAUUCAACCCGGACGACGGAGACAAGGCCAUUGAACUCAACGUGACCUUCAACGACGGCUUGUUCUUUGUCAACAAUGUAUCCUAUGCCUCUCCGCCAGUACCCGUCCUCUUGCAGAUCUUGAAUGGAUCCCGCAAUCCAUUUGAGCUCCUGCCUAAAGGCAGCGUGUAUGGUGUCCCGCCCAACAAGGACGUGGAGAUCUCGAUCCCGGGCGGUGUUCUGGCUCCCAUCACUCACCCGAUACACCUGCACGGGCAUUCGUUUUCCGUCAUCAGGAGCGCUGGUGAAAACAAGACUAAUGUGAUCAAUCCAGUCCGUCGUGAUGUUGUCAACAUUGGGACAACAGGAGACAACGUAACGAUUCGUUUCAGGACGGAUAACGUUGGACCCUGGAUUCUUCACUGUCACAUCGACUUCCAUCUCAACACAGGCUUCGCGAUCGUGAUGGCAGAGGACAUCAAUGGCACUGCAGAGCUAGUCCAUCCCUCUGAAUCCUGGGACUGGCUUUGCCCCAUAUACGAUUCACUUCCGGCAAUCGACCACUGAGCAUCGGUCGCAGUGGCCCUUGGACGUCAUCCGUAAUCGUUCCAAGUUGAUAACAUGUGGCAGCCGUCGCACCGACACUUGCUAGAUCCUCUGCACGCUUCUUGUCAUGGUGGGACUCAACAUUACUGCAUCCUGGUAAAAAGCAUCUUGUAUGGUAAUACUGUGAAUUCAUGGUCCUUAGUCUUAUCGAACUCGAGAAA
Molecule: messenger RNA, 1819 nt
Organism: Postia placenta MAD-698-R-SB12
Lineage: Eukaryota; Fungi; Basidiomycota; Agaricomycetes; Polyporales; Adustoporiaceae
Exons: 13
Coding region: 6-1619 (537 amino acids)
Molecular function (GO): copper ion binding; oxidoreductase activity
Source: RefSeq, a predicted model, not a curated record